AUGUCUGGAGCUUUGGAAGGCAUCUAUCAACCGGGCGUUGUUGACCCUGGCUAUCCAUCGCCAAAUGGCACUACCCCUUUCUGGCAUUCUCAACCACACCCACGCGCCAACCAUCAGUCAGAAUGGCCAUCGGAUAUCGUCGACGUGGUUAUUAUCGGUGCUGGCCUCACAGGCAUGGGCUUGGUCCGCACCUUGCUGAAGAAGCAACCAGACAUUCGCAUUGUCCUCGUCGAUGCUAGGUCUCUCUGCUCCGGCGCCACAGGUCGCAACGGCGGUCACUGCAAGACCAUGACAUUUGCCAUGUGGGAAGAGCGGAAGCACUCUUUUGGCAUUGAGGAGGCAGUGCGUAUUUCCACCUUUGAACAUGCACAUCUGGAAUCCAUGGCUGAUGCCAUCCACGAAGAUGGCAUCGACUGCGAUCUAGUCCUCACGCAGGGCAUCGAGGCCUACUAUGACCAGAAGGACUUUGAGAAAGCGGUUGCUGGCCUAAAUGAUAUGCGCGCCCACGCACCUCACCUGGCUGAAAAACACACAGUCUACUCAGACCAGUCGUAUCUUCAGGAUGUCCUGAAACUAUCCUCUCGUGCUGUAGGCGCCAUCGCCAUUCCCGCAGCUUCAAUGUGGCCAUACAAGUGGAUCACGGGGGUUCUUGGCCCCCUCAUCGACCAGGACAAGAUCAAUGUGCAGACACAUACGCCUGUUACAUGCAUCAUUGACCAAACAGAGGAUGCAUACGCGACAGUCAAGACCGCACGAGGUGAUAUCCGAGCCAGGCGCGUUGUGCACGCAACAAACGCCUGGCUUGGUCGAUUGCUGCCCGAGCUCCAGCCCUUCAUUUCCCCCGUUCGAGGCAAUGUGUUAUCGUACGCACCGACCGCGAACGGGAAAUCGCCCUUGGGUCUUGGAAGCGAUUAUUCAAUUUGGCUGCGAUAUGGCGUUAAGGAUUACGACUACCUUAUCCAGCGCAAGGAUGGUCGUGCUAUCGUCGGACGGGCCAACACGGGUCGCAGGGCAGUAGGGGACGACAGCGAGACGGAUCUGAGCCCAAUGUCGCAUCUACGAGGCUUUGCUCACGAAGCGCUGGCCACCCCAGAUGCAGAUGCCGCGACCAAGGUCUCCCAUGCCUGGGCUGGCAUCUUGGCCUUCUCUCAAGACGGAAUACCUUUUGCCGGUCGGUUGCCUUUCCUGGGUCGCAGUCAUCAGUGGGUUUGUGGGGGAUACCACGCUACGGGUAUGAUCAAGGCUUUCCUCACGUCGCAGAUGGUUGCUGGGCUCAUCCUCGGGGAGAAGCCGGACAAGGAGUUCCCCAGGUCCUUCUUUGCCACCGAUGAUAGGAUUAGGCAGCUGAGAAUCUCCUUGGAGACAGGAGAACCAGUGGAGAUUAAGGCGCGACUCUAG
Molecule: messenger RNA, 1398 nt
Organism: Fusarium oxysporum Fo47
Lineage: Eukaryota; Fungi; Ascomycota; Sordariomycetes; Hypocreales; Nectriaceae
Product: FAD dependent oxidoreductase
Exons: 1
Coding region: 1-1398 (465 amino acids)
Cellular component (GO): cytoplasm
Molecular function (GO): oxidoreductase activity
Source: RefSeq, a predicted model, not a curated record